UGAAGCUCUCUCGUCGGUCGCGUGUGUUGCUUUUAGAAAGUGAUUUCACUAUGCUGGGCCAACUUGUAGGAUCCGCCAUGCUUUUGGCCGCAACCGCCAUCUUCCUCUACUACACCACCUGGACGCUGCUCAUGCCGUUCGUCGAUCCGGGCCACCCUCUGCAUGACCUCUUCCCGCCCCGUGUUUGGGCCAUCCGCAUCCCCGUCUUCCUGACCCUCCUGGGCUCCGCCGUCGUUGGAACAUUUAUCGGCAUUGUGAUGAUCAACAGCAACAAGAAGAAGGCCGCGAAGGCCAAGGCGGCAGCUGCGAAGAAGAAGACUUGAACGCGUACCCUUCGAGGGAGAGGAGUGUUGAGAUGGGAUAGGGUGGAGAGCGCGAAAGGUGGCUGACCCGAAAGUACCUACAGCUUCGGAUGUGCCAUCUGUCUG
Molecule: messenger RNA, 428 nt
Organism: Aspergillus candidus
Lineage: Eukaryota; Fungi; Ascomycota; Eurotiomycetes; Eurotiales; Aspergillaceae
Product: dolichol phosphate-mannose biosynthesis regulatory protein
Exons: 3
Coding region: 51-323 (90 amino acids)
Biological process (GO): GPI anchor biosynthetic process
Cellular component (GO): dolichol-phosphate-mannose synthase complex; endoplasmic reticulum membrane
Molecular function (GO): enzyme regulator activity
Source: RefSeq, a predicted model, not a curated record